GUGACAACUCCCUGCAGAAGCUGUCACCUUGUUCCUCUACGAGCUUCAAUCACUUAGCCUUGGGUCACUUCACAGUCUAUUGGGAGAGCAAACGGACUACUUCACCAUGGACGAACACAAAAAGUAUCUGGCGGACCAGAUCCUGAGUGAGGAGAAAAUUGUCACAUAUCGGAGCCUCAGCAGGGCACUCAAAGUCCAUGUCAACACAGCAAAGGGAAUGCUCUAUGACUUCCAUCGUUCACAAAACGGAAUGCGCCCUGGUACAAUCCAUGCAACCUAUCUGAUCUACGGUACUCAGACAGUACAAAAGGUCCAAGAUGAUGGCGAUGUUGAGAUGACCAGUUUGCCCCCUGAUGUCGAAGCUUCCGAAGAUGUUGUCACCCACUCCAUGUCCCUUGUCCCUGGCGACCUCCUGAAGGGUAAUUGGAACACUCAUGUCUUUCCUCUUGCUGUUACUGAUCUUUCUUUAGAGACUCUAGCCACUUACGAAGAGGUUUCCUCAUUCCAUAUCUACAGUCUGGCGAGACAUCCCACCAGGGAUCUGCAACUCCUAGCAGACGUUCAUCAACAAAUCAAGGAACAAGCGACGAAUGAGAGCGCAUCCAUGGCAGAGACAUAUGGCACCAUCACCAACCCCAAUGUCCGCAAGCGUACCCGCCAGGGCAGAGGGCCUGUACCUACACCUGCUGCCGCGGCACCAGCGGCCAAGCCCAUCAAGAAGGAAGCAGCACCAUCUGCAGCCAAGCCCGCAGCCCCUGAACCCAAGACAGAGGUGCCUGUCAAGCAGGAGACCAAGACGGAAACCAAAGAAACCCCCACUUCCACCGCAACAACGAAGAAGGGCGCGGCACCACCAGCGUUGAAGAAGAGUGGAUCGUCUGGUAUUUCAGGAAUGUUCGCCAAAGCCGCAGCCAAGGCAGCAAGCAAGCCGAAAGAGGCCCCGAAACCAGCACCCGUCGAGACACCCGUAUUAUCUGAUGAUGGCGAGGAUGACGACGAGGACAUUCCCGCAGCAAAGGCCCCGGCCAACUCUGGAAGAAAGUCACGAAAGGACCGCGAGGCUGAGCUGAAGAUGAUGAUGGAGGAGAGCGAGGAAGACGAAGAGCCCGAAGAGAAAGAUGAGGAGGGGCCGAUGGAUGAGCCGAUGGAGGAGGCUCCCGAGCCGGAAGCGAAGCCCGAACCAGCGGAAGUCGUCUCUAGCGCCGGCGACGGCCGCAGGCGUGGCAAGCGGAGAGUCAUGAAGAAGAAGCAGAUCAUGGACGAUCAGGGCUACCUCGUUACUAUUCAGGAACCUACUUGGGAAGAGUUCUCUGAAGACGAGGCACCCCCGCCGCCCGCAAAGGUGGCCAAGACUUCAUCUGCGCCAAGUUCAGGAAGCCAAGCUGCGAAGCCGAAGAAGCCUGCUCCCAAGGGACAAGGCAACAUCAUGUCCUUCUUCUCCAAGAAGUGAUUGCUGUGGGAUUCGUUGGGGAUUAAUAUUUUAAGGCAUGAUUGACACGUUGCAUGAGGAACGGAAGGGAAGCGCCGUCUAAUAGAACAGCCAUGGAGUCUCAGAGUAAAUCAAGCUGUCACAUGCAGAUAUCCGCGACUUGUUCAACAAUUGUGCUACCAAUAGACUUGAUGUUGACUUGAA
Messenger RNA from Colletotrichum phormii, 1633 nucleotides. RefSeq names its product DNA polymerase subunit Cdc27. Gene Ontology annotation, biological process: DNA strand elongation involved in DNA replication; nucleotide-excision repair, DNA gap filling; DNA synthesis involved in UV-damage excision repair. Gene Ontology annotation, molecular function: DNA-directed DNA polymerase activity. Bases 107 to 1450 code for a protein of 447 amino acids. The record is from RefSeq and is a predicted model, not a curated record. Gene Ontology annotation, cellular component: delta DNA polymerase complex; nucleus. The transcript is spliced from 5 exons. Lineage: Eukaryota; Fungi; Ascomycota; Sordariomycetes; Glomerellales; Glomerellaceae.